Molecule: messenger RNA, 1695 nt
Organism: Dujonia railenensis
Lineage: Eukaryota; Fungi; Ascomycota; Pichiomycetes; Serinales; Debaryomycetaceae
Source: the annotation of a GenBank genome assembly
AUGGGAUUUUUUUCGAAUAAGGAAACAACCGCAGGCGCAACUCCGUCUAAUAUCUUAUCUACUUUGGACAACCAUGCUUUGGAGGAUGAAAAGAAUGAAUUUACAGGUAGAAUCGAAGUCGAAAAUGAACUAAGUUCUUUGUCAACUGACGAAAAACACUUAGACCAUGUCUUCCAAGACCCUGUAGUUGCAGCUUAUUAUGCAAAGGUAUAUGAGAGGACGCAAUAUGAAUGCAGGGAAUAUGUUGACCAUGAUCUCACAUGGACUAAGCAAGAAGAACGUAAAAUAGGCUGGAAAAAUGAUUGGUACGUGACCUUUUGGGCGUUUAUCAUGUUUACCGCUCUUGAUUUCGAUAGGGGUAACAUUGCUCAGGCUUUGUCUGAUGAUAUGUUGGGUGACUUGAAGUUAACAACGAAUGACUACAACUUGGGAAGCACUAUCAACUUGGUUUGCUUUUUAUCUGCAGAAUUACCUUCUCAGUUGAUUUCGAAAUGGAUUGGGCCCGAUGUUUGGAUUCCUUCUCAAAUUGUGUUAUGGAGUAUAGUUUCAGUGUGUCAAUCAACUAUUAAAACUAGGCUGGGCUUUUUAGCAACAAGAGCCUUACUUGGUGCUUUACAAGGAGGUUUCAUUCCUGACAUUUGUCUUUGGAUGAGUUACUUUUACACUUCUAAGGAAUUACCUUUCAGAAUGUCAUUGUUUUAUAUUGCAAAUCCAUUAACUCAAGUAUGGUCAAGUCUUUUGGCGUUUGGGCUUUUAAAAAUUCACACUUCUGGCAUGGAAGAAGGUUGGAGAUGGUUAUUCCUUAUUGAAGGACUCUUCACCUUUCUUGUUGGAGUAAUUUCUUUCUUCAAGAUGCCGGCAUCUGUGGUUCAAACUAGGACUUGGUAUAGAAAGAAAGGCUGGUACACUGAAAGAGAGGAAAAGAUAUUGGUCAACAAAGUAUUGAGAGAUGAUCCUGCAAAAGGUGAUAUGCAUAACAGAGAACCUGUCGGACCCAAAGAAUUGUUAAGGUCAUUAUUGGAUUAUGAUUUAUGGCCAAUAUACUUUAUUCGUAUAUUAGGAGACAUUGGUACUGCACCCAUACAGAAUUAUAUGACCUUGACCCUUAAGAAGUUGGGUUUUUCAACGUUUAAAACAAAUGCUUUAACUAUUCCCUAUAAUAUUCUUACAAUUAUAACUAUGCUUGUAACAGGAUAUUUGACCGAGACUUUCAAUCAUAGGGCAUUCGCUCUUGCUGCAACUCCAAUUUGGAUUUUAUCAUCUUUAAUUCCGUUAAGGUUCUGGCCAGGAUCUCAGAAAGACGUUUGGGGGACAUAUGCACUCUUAACAAUUUUAUUAGGGCAUGCCCCAAUUUGGCCCAUUACAAUUACUUGGUGUUCUGCCAACUCAAAUGGGGUCCGUGCCAGAGCGGUAUCCGCAGCGCUAGUUAAUAUGUUUUCACAGUCUGCAUCUAUUUGUGCAGCUAACAUUUAUAGGAAGGAUGAUGCUCCUUUAUAUAAAAGAGGUAACACUCAAUUGAUUGCAAUUGCCUUUGGUGCUCUUGCGAUGUGUUUCAUUGCAAAGGGAUACUACAUCUUCAGAAAUCAUCAAAGAGAAAAGAAGUGGAGCAAGUUUAGUAAGGAAGAAAAGGAAGACUAUGUCAGAUAUACAACUGAUAUCGGAAACAAGAGAUUGGACUUCAGAUUUGUCCAUUGA